This is a messenger RNA of Amphibalanus amphitrite, 1832 nucleotides long. Its product is annotated as xylose isomerase-like. Gene Ontology annotation, biological process: carbohydrate metabolic process. Lineage: Eukaryota; Metazoa; Arthropoda; Thecostraca; Balanomorpha; Balanidae. Bases 325 to 1704 code for a protein of 459 amino acids. The transcript has 8 exons. The record is from RefSeq and is a predicted model, not a curated record. Gene Ontology annotation, molecular function: xylose isomerase activity.
GGGUAGCUGACCUUGGUUGCCGAGCACGCCGGGAAAAGGUGUACCCGAUAUGCCACCCCACGCGGCCGGCGUCCUUCCCCUCCCCUCCCCCUCCCGCGGCUGGGCCCACUGCUGAGGACCGGUGCAGAGUGGGGGAGCUAGGGCUGUUGGUGAGCGCGCGGCGCGGACGGUGUGACACGUGCGCCGGCGGCGGUGUGGUGUGACGGUGUCUGUGACGGUGUCUGUGACGCGGACGGUGUACGGUGCAUCGUGAAGGCGAGUUGCACCCCCAAAACCGGCCCCCACCCAGCUGAUAUAAACAGUGACGGCGCGCGAGACCCCGCAAUGGCAGCAGUCAGCCCCGCCAAACGAGCCAGGAAGGAGGCCAACUCGGACGACAUGAAGGAGGCUUUUCCAGACAUCUCGCCGAUCGCGUACCGUCCGGACGCGCCGGCCGACGAGACGCUUGUGUUUCGUCACUACAACGCCAGCCAGCAGGUGAUGGGACGCUCCAUGCAGGAGUGGCUGCGCUUCUCCGUCUGCUACUGGCACUCGUUCCGUGCCACGGGCCUGGACCCGUUCGGGGGUGCCACCAUCACGCGGCCCUGGGACGACGGCUCCGACACCCUGGAGAACGCCAAACGACGCAUGCGCGCCGCCUUCGAGUUCUUCGCGAAGCUCGGAAACAAGUACUGGACGUUCCACGACCGCGACAUCGCUCCUGAGGGUUCCUCCUGGCAGGAGACCAAUCGCAACCUGGACGAGAUGGUGGAGCUGGCUGCGCAGCUGCAGAAGCAGCACAGCAUCAAGCUUCUGUGGGCCACCUGCAACCUGUUCUCCCACCCCAGGUAUAUGAACGGCGCCGCCUCCAACCCGGACGCCCACGUGUUCGCCUGUGCCGGUGCCGCCGUGCGCAAAGGACUCGAGGUGGCCCACAAGCUGGGCGCCGAGAACUUCGUCUUCUGGGGCGGCCGCGAGGGCUUCCAGACCCUUCUCAACACAGACCUCAACAAGGAGAUGCAGCACAUGGCCAACUUCUUCCGCAUGGUUGUUGCCUACAAGGAGAAGAUCGGCUUCAAGGGUCAGCUGCUCAUUGAGCCCAAGCCAAAGGAGCCAACGCGUCACCAAUACGACUACGACGCUAUGACCGUCAUCGCCUUCCUUAAGACCCACCAGCUGGACAAGCACUUCAAGCUCAACAUCGAGCCCAACCAUACGAUGCUGGCAGGACACAGCUACGAGCAUGACGUCGUCAUGGCCUCCGCGAUGCGGAUGCUCGGUUCGAUCGACGCCAACACGGGUUCCCCGGACCUCGGCUGGGACACGGAUCAGUUCCCCAUGGAUGUCAAGGCGGCUACCAUGGUGAUGAAGACCGUUAUCGAACAGGGCGGCCUUCAGCCGGGCGGACUGAACUUUGACGCCAAGGUGCGGCGCGAGUCGACCGACCCCCGCGACCUGUUCAUCGGUCACGUGGGAGCCAUGGACACGAUGGCGCGCGGUCUGAAGGCGGCCGCCCGGCUCAUCCAGGAGGGCACCCUGGCCAGGGCGGUGCAGCAGCGCUACAGCUCCUACAAGUCCGGACUGGGGCACAAGAUCUCGAACGGCACCGCGACUCUGGAAGACUGCGAGGCGUACGUUCUCAAACAUGGCAAUCCUUCCGCCACCUCUGGACAACAAGAGCACUACGAGACCAUCUUCAACCACUACGUCCACGACCUCAAGUGAACGUGACGGCCUUCUGAUCUUACUGCGGGCUGGCUUGGGGAAGUCUUCGAGUUUGUGUUCUAGUGAUGACACACUGGCGUUUGUAAAAUUGUGCACAUGUUCAAUAAAAGCAACUGAAAUGGACUAUA